Rhipicephalus sanguineus (brown dog tick) is the source of this 690-nucleotide messenger RNA. RefSeq names its product THAP domain-containing protein 1-like. Lineage: Eukaryota; Metazoa; Arthropoda; Arachnida; Ixodida; Ixodidae. Bases 1 to 690 code for a protein of 229 amino acids. The transcript has 7 exons. The record is from RefSeq and is a predicted model, not a curated record. Gene Ontology annotation, molecular function: sequence-specific DNA binding.
AUGCCGUCAACAUGUGCCGCUUAUGGAUGCACUUCCCGAGGCGUGCCCGGCAGCAACAUUCAUUUUUUCCGCUUCCCAUCGGUGAAACGCGAUCGUCAGCGCCGUGAAGCGUGGAUCAGGGCUGUGAAGCGCCAAAAUGAAGACGGCAGUCCGUGGCAGCCUUCGGACUCGGCAAGACUGUGCGAAAAACACUUCGUUCAAGGUUCGCCGUCCAACUCGCCCAGGCACCCUGAUUUCGUGCCAUCACUGUUCGUAUACACCGAUGAGUUUAGGAAGAAGGAUGCCUUGCAGCGCUAUUCACGCACGGCAGCGCGAACGACACAGCGCGACAAGCAACGACGAGCUGUUCCAGUGAUGCCAGUCAAACAGAAACAAGACCCUGGGGCAGUUGACACUUCUUCAGGAGGUGAAGAAAACAGUGUGGAGAUGGAAGAGUCAGAUAACAGCUAUUCUGAGACCACAGAAGGCACCAUGGAUGCAGAGAAUGUGGACACGUCCAAUGCCAGCAGAGGCCACACUUUACAAGAAAAUCAAAGUGCUGCCGCACUGCUGAUGCUUGACACCACUGCCAUAGCCAAGGACCAGGUGGAGGAUGACCAGACAACUAAAUUGAACAGCCUGAUGCUGGAAAAUAUUGCUUUGUGUAAAAAAAUCCAGGACCUGGAAGCCAAAUGUACCAUCCCUAGCUGA